GGAAGGUCAUACAUUGAAAGCAGGUUCAACGUCUAUCAAAAUCCACUUUUUCACACUAUUAUAGUUUCUGGCAAAAGAAACCUUUUUGCAUGAUGAUUAGUAAGUGAAACUACUGCUACCGUCCAUCAACGUUCAGAGAAUUCCUUGAGUGAACGGAGAAUGGAAACUAGGGAGCGAAUUCUUUGUGAGGCCAUGAUUGACAGGGAAUGGACAGAAUCAAACAAUGGUUGCAGGCACACAGUGACGCGUUUGAAAGUGCAUGGUUCCACUACAAAACGUAUCAAAGCAAUUCCGUUUACUAGAACUGCCGCUCUAAAUUAUAUGGCAGAACAUGUGGAAAAUACAACUUAUAAUUUGUAGGCAGAGGGCACAGUCAUUGACGGUGUAUGUUGAAGAAGAUUAACAUGCACAUUGUGUGCCAUUACUCGUACCAUAGAUUCCCACAGUUUAUACCCAUCGUUAUUCGCUUAUGCUGAGCCAUAAACGAAGGAAUCGAUUGUUUACGGUUUCGAGAUGAAUAUUGGUAUAUUCUGUGAUACGAAUAGUGUCCCACAAUGUCCCCACUUUCCAGAUGUGAUGAGGAAAACUUGUACGUUUAAUACUGCCGGAAAGAAGAGCAGUCCAGUUACAGAUAUUAUUAAGUGACUGAAUAAUUUGUUUGUAAAUGUUGGUUAAAUUCGUAGUAUUGUGGGAAAAGUUCCUAUGCAAUUGAGCAAAUGUUGGAUAGCAGAAACUGUAUGCAGUUGGAUUUAUGUACUGUUGCCUGUAGCUUCAUGAUCACUUUAUGUGUAAAUUAUCACUGAUUAUCAUGGAUGUUGAUUCUCCCGUAAGUUUGAAACGGUCUAGCAGUGCACCAAUGAUAAAUGAACUGAAUACAACUAUGACAACAGCAUCCACAUCAUCAUCAAGGGACACUUUGUCAUUCAGCAUAUUUCCAGGAAACCAGCCUAGAGCUCGGAGAUUCAGUGCAAGCUUCAGUCCAGUUCACAACGCAGGAUGUUCUUCAGGGCCACCACGCCUGACACCCCGUGUAAGCCAGCUGAGACAAGAAGAGCGUGUAGAAAUGGGAAGGGAAGCUGCCCAUGAACGAGAACUACAUUCAGCUAUGCAGAUGUCUCAGUCAUGUGAAGACCUGACAAUUAUGUCUGGUUUGACAAGUUGCAAGACAGAGCAUUUGGAGAAUAGAAGGACAGAAUCUACGCGAAUGGUUCAUCAGCUCCCACCAUUACACCUCAGUCUUCCCAUUUGCCCCCCAGUGUGCUCUUCUCCUUCGCCGACACGUCCUGGCCUGGGUCGACAGUCUUAUUCUCCUGGUAUCCAUAAUAUGUCGUGGAAAAGCCUUUCGCCCAGCCCUACAAGAAAAGCCUUCACAACAAAACGUAGCCAGAGUCCCAUUGCCAUACGACCUAGCUCUCUUGGUCCAGUGAAGCGAAAGUUUGACUUGGAAGAAGAAAAAACGGACCAGUAUCUCUCUCCACCAGCAAAGCGUCCAAAUAGCUUCACUGUGGACAGGGGUGGGCUUCUCAUGGCCCAUUCAAACAGAUUGGAUGCAACAUCGAGUCCACUGCCUGGAUCCCUCAGUUCUGUUGGAACUCCUGAGUCACUUUCAAGUGCAGAUUCUCCUGGUUUCACAUUCCGACCAGUUGACAGCCCUUCUCCGGGACGCCCCAUUUUGCCAGUUACCGAUGAGCCCAUGCAUGAAGAACGACAGCCAGAACUGUCAAAGCAAGAUCAAGUUAUGACCUCUGUAGAACAUAAUCCAAGUUAAUCUCUUACUUCAGUGUUUUCUUCCUUGCCAUGCCUUCAUGGCUGGCUUCUAGUCGUGACUUGCAAGUCCUUUCCUCAGACUCAUGUAAUAUAUUCUGUUACUAUUGUUGUUUAAUGCUUUAUCUGUAUCAACAUCAGGUGAACUGAACUGUUUAGAUUCUAGAAUGUAUACUAUUGAAUAUGUAUUUUAAAUUUUAUUCAGUGACUGUUGGGGAAACUAAUGUUCAGAAUUUUGGGAAUGUUUUAUUAUUAUUUUAAAUAUGUGGUUCUCUACAGAAUGUAAUCUUCGAGCCUUACAUUCAAUCAAGAAGUGACCUCCUAAUUCAUUGUUAUGGAAAUCUGUAUUUGGAGGAUAAAGUACCUGAAGGUAUUACUAAUACUAAAUACAGUAAAAUCUUUGUAUAAUGAAUACCAGCAUAACAAAAUUUUCAGUAUAAUGAAACUGUUGUUCACCCCCUAUCAGAGCAUCAUAUCCUGUUGUGAAAAACAUUUUACUGUAACAGAUAACGGUAUAGCAAAAUUUCAUAAAAAUAUCAAAAAAAAACCCUUCCCCAUCGAAACAGAAUUUGUUUGAUAAUGUUUAUCCUUUCCAAGUUUUAUAUGAACAUAUACACAUUCCUGUGCCAGCAACACAAGCAGUGUUUCAAAAUAAACAACCCCUGUUGUUUUUUCAAACAGUUUAUUAAAUGUGCACUAGAUGCAACAAGCAUACAUGCAUCUAUGGUGCUGUAAUUUAGAUUUCUGUUCAUUGAACUUUAAGAUGAAAAUAUUUUGAUGGUAGCCCUUGUAAUAUUGCCAUUUAAUGACCAGGCUAAUGCCAAAGUGAUGACGUCUGCUGUGAGCAGGAUUCUCACCAAAGCAGCUAGCAGUGUUUAACAAGUGAUAGCUGAUGUGUGAUGAUGGCUGUACAUUUAUGCCAAAGAAAUCAAACUGCUGGUUUGUGAAAGUGUUGGGAACAAAGUAAUCAUUGCGUACUGCAGGUUUUAUAAUUUGCAUGAAUGUAAUAUUUCAAUGAAGUAUUCAUGCUCAAUCAGCCUUAUCAGAUGACCAUAAAAACCAAUGUUUUGAGAGCAGUCUUGAUUCUCAUUGACAAGGAUCUGAUAUGUCUGCGGAGCCCAUGAUGUCCCACAUAUAUACUUGCCUGGACUGGUUGCUGUCAGACCGGGCGGCCAGUGGCGCUUGUGUGCCUUGGCUUAGCUUUGCCAUUGGUGCGUGUCCAGACCAUUUGAGUAGAUUGAUUUCUGGACUCCAUGUGUGGCUAAGAGUGAACCCUUUACCUCUGUUAAAGUUUUUGGGAUGUAGCCAGAUCUCAUUGGCUUCCCUCACAAAGAAAAUCUGUGUACCUGGAAGCUGUCCCUGGCAUGGAAAUAUCAUUGAAAGGAUGUGGUAGAUUGCUACAGCUCACCAUAUUGAUUUCAAUGGUAUCUUCAUACUGAGGAUAGCUAGAUCUCAACAAGUUUAAUAGAGACAAAGGGUUCACUCUGAGCCACACAUGGUAUCCAGUAAUAAAUGUACUCAAAUGGUCUAGAGAUGCACCAGUAGGACUGGAAGGCGAAGCAGAGCUCGGCAUGUGGCUCCACCCACUAACCCCAUUCAACAGCAACCGAUUCAGGUAGGUGUAUAUCUAUGUGGGACGUCCCGGGCUCUGCAGACGUGUUAGAUCUCUGUUAAUGAGAAUCGAGACUGCUCUCGAAACAUUCGUUUUUUACAGCCACCUGGAUGUGGCUGAUUGCCUGUGAAGACUUCAUUGAAUUUAGUUGCUUUGAAAGCUAUGGAUCAUGCAACAUAAUAUUUAAUUGUUCUUAAGUAGACACAGUUACUGUUGAUUUUAAUGCCUUGCAGACGGGAUGAUUCACUGGAUGAUGCAAUAAUCCACUACAAACAAACCCCUUAUACACUGACAGGUGACAGUUUCAUUUGGCAGAAAAGCUGAAAUGUUGCUUUUGAAACAUAUAUCACUGAGUGAUCAUUUUAAAGUAGUAUCCCUGUCGGAGUGAACUGUGUCUGUUGAACUUCAUGCCGUUCAUAAAAGUGAUGUCUGCUGCCUAUUGGUUAUUGCCUGUUGCUUUGCUGUGAAUCUUAUCCUAAAGUAGUUCAUUUCCUAAUGGAAGAUGCUGACCUUGUUUCUGCAUUCACAUAUAUGCAUGUCCGAUGGGUAAAACCAGCAUCUGGCUGCAGGAGUCCUCAACUCUUCUGACUAAACACAAAUUGCUUCCUGAAUUGUGUUUAUACUAUUCAAGACAUGCUUGUGACAUCACUUCUUGAUCGGUUUUCCUAUCCUUAGCUGUCAGCUCUUUAUUUGAACUCCAAGUGCGGAAGACAUUCUGGUGGACUAAGCAAGAGGGAAAAGUGGCAACGUGCCAGGCAAACACGACUGUGUGCCAAUGGUUUUAGAGGCAAAAAAAAACUGGUUAGUGGGGUCAAUGAACAGAAAAUCAUUUAACUACCAUAAUUCACGCAGUACACAAUACGUUGCAGAAUAAUGUGAUUAAUGAUGGUACUAUGUCAGUUUUGGAUUCUGUGGAAGAAGAUAUUUUGGAAUAAGAAUAUGAUGACAGUGGUGAUGAAAUUGGUGGUAAUCAAGCAUCUUAUCUUAAAAAUAGCACAUCAGAUUGUAAACAAAGUGAAAGGAAAGCUUCUCCAAUAGUCAGUAAGUGGUGUGAUGUGAAAUGUAACCACAUUAGUAGUUUGUACCAAAUUUCGUCAAAAUACUUCGUGUGUGUGCGCUUGUGCGAAGAUUGCACAAUAAUUUACAUAAUCAUGUAAAUGGUAGGUCAUUCAAGUUUAUGUUGUAAUAGCAAGAAUGUAUGAACAAUUGUUUUAUACUCACUAAUAUCAUGAACAGGCAAUGUGUCAAAUAUUUGAGAAAAAAGCAUUGGUAUUUGUGAAAAUAAUAAAUCUUAAGUUAUUGAUUUCUUUUUAUUGCCUUUCAGUAUAGCAAACUUUCAUUGUAACAUAAUUUUCUGUCCACAAAAGUAUGUGAUACCAGAUUUCAUUGUAUGGGGCCAGUGCAUUGCCAGCUAUGUGAGAGACUGAAUCGUGUUGCAUUUGUUAUCAUGUUUUUGCAGAUAUAUGUUAAGUAUUUGGUAUCAUAUAGUGCUGUGAAGCACGGGUGUCAAAUGAAAUUGCCCUAAAAACAUAUUCAGUAAGUAUGAGCACUAUUCAUUCAUUGGAGGCAGGUUUUGUGAGAUUUAGAUGCGUGUUAGUGUUGCAAAGGACUGCGAGAAGCUGUGCCAUACUGUACCACGACAGGAUGGUUGUGUGCCGUUCUUUACUUUCUCUCCCACUUUGAAUGGCACGUACAUGCCAUGGUACAGUGUGGCAGAGGUACAUGUCCACCGCCUUCUGGCAACAAGACUAACAUGCAUUUGUCCUGUGCAUAACCUGGAUUUUUAUGAGGUAUUAUUGUAGUUACUAAACGUGUUUGUACAUGAAUCCUAGUGUUUCACGCCACUGUACAGCAGUUUCUUACUGAUAACAGUACAGAGUACUGCAUUAUUGCCAUUAAUUUUUGAAUGGCUUCUGUAUGUAAGCUUUAAACAUACAUAAUGCAAGAAGUGUGAAUGCAUAUCAACUAAAUUGAUAUUUGGGACCAUCAACUUUGAAUUUUGAUUCCAUUGAGAACCAAAAUAUUUUCUGCAACACUGAAUUAACCUGAUUAGUAUUUAUCCAAUUUGGUAUAACAGUUUCAUUUGCUUUUAUUAUCAUACUUCAAAAAAGGAGAGGUGUGUGUUUUUUGUGAAUUUGACAGAAAAUGUUGCUGAAUCACAUCAGUGAUGAUGAAACAAGCAGAAAAGUGAUUUUAGCAAACAGCUCACGCACUAUUAUGUUAGUUCUACUUUUAAUAUUAUGUCCUCUGCUGUUGCAAUAAUUUCCUCUUUUAAUAUAGAGUAAUAAUUAACAACUUGAACGAAGUGUCAUUAAGUUUUCUCUGUUAUGGUUGCAAAAUGUUACUGAUUUCAUCAAUGCUGAUGCCACGCUAUACACAGUAAGUCAUACUUUUCAGUAGAGCUGAAAAGAAUGAGCAUUAAAAUUCUGCAUACUGUUAGAAAACAUGAAGUUCCUAUGUUUAGUUUUACAAUAUAUUUGUUACCGCUG
Messenger RNA from Zootermopsis nevadensis, 5865 nucleotides. RefSeq names its product P2R1A-PPP2R2A-interacting phosphatase regulator 1. Gene Ontology annotation, molecular function: protein serine/threonine phosphatase inhibitor activity. The record is from RefSeq and is a predicted model, not a curated record. Lineage: Eukaryota; Metazoa; Arthropoda; Insecta; Blattodea; Termopsidae.